AACAAAACACAAAACUAGAUAGCUCAGCUUCUUGCCCUCAGCCUCUCGUCCCAGAUUUUUUAUAAAGAGCAAGUGAAUUGUUUGUGGUUUGUGAAGGUUCAUCCUCCUCUUCCACCUUCUUGAGCUUUGGAUCUAUAUCUCUUUUUUGAAAAACACAAGUUUUGAAAUAAAAAAAAAAAACAACAACAACAACCAUGCAAGCCCAACCUCAAAUGACGACUGUUCAACCCGGGUACGCCCCCCAACCCGUCGCAGGGGCCGCUCCCGGUCAAACCAACGUUGUCGUUGUCACUCAAGUUGUCCAGCGCCCACCAAAAGAUUGGUCUCACAGUCUCUUUGACUGUUUCGGAGACUUUGGAACAAUGAUGGAUGCUGUGGGGACUGCUUCAUGUACUAUUGCGCCGCGCAAUGCGGAUGCGGACCUUGUAUCGGAUCAGGUGGCCGUGCGAGCGUUCGGAGCAAGUACAACAUUACUGGCGACUCUUGCUCAGAUUUCGUAA
This is a messenger RNA of Spizellomyces punctatus DAOM BR117, 500 nucleotides long. RefSeq lists its product as uncharacterized. The transcript has 5 exons. NCBI's taxonomy places the organism in Eukaryota, Fungi, Chytridiomycota, Chytridiomycetes, Spizellomycetales, Spizellomycetaceae. Bases 195 to 500 code for a protein of 101 amino acids. The record is from RefSeq and is a predicted model, not a curated record.